This is a messenger RNA of Chelmon rostratus (copperband butterflyfish), 1755 nucleotides long. It is a transcript of the gene calml4a, whose product is annotated as calmodulin-like 4a. Gene Ontology annotation, molecular function: calcium ion binding. The record is from RefSeq and is a predicted model, not a curated record. NCBI's taxonomy places the organism in Eukaryota, Metazoa, Chordata, Actinopteri, Chaetodontiformes, Chaetodontidae. The coding region runs from base 787 to 1248 and encodes 153 amino acids. The transcript has 5 exons. Gene Ontology annotation, cellular component: myosin II complex.
UGUAGAGCAGCCUCAUUGAUGGACACACUGAUGGACACACUGCGGUUCUUUAUUGCAUCAUUAUUGUACAUUUUGUUAUUUUUUCAUACAGUGUUACAGUGUCCACAAUGAAACGACGUGUCUUGUGCAGAUGCUUUUACAUUGAAAAGGUGAUGGAAACAGGCGCGGAUGACUUUGAGGAUAGAAAAGCUGUUUUUUUGUGGACAUCUCUGCUUUUUUUUAUUGCUCUUAAUGUAAAUGUUUUGUGUCUGUACAGUAUUGUUCCUUUGCUUCAGAUCACUUUGUUGCUUGUAGAAAAAUGGUUUAGUUUCUAGUUCCUCACGCGUUAGAUUAUGUAUGUUUAUCUGAAUUAAAAUGGUAAAAUUGACGCACUUGCUGGUUAUUACUCAAAUUUUUCUCCUAAAUUACCUAAUUUGAACCAGAAUGUGCUUUAAAUCAGCUCCCUUUAGAGGGAGCAUAACACUGUUUAGUUUGAGACAACACACACAGUUAAAAUUGUUUAAAAUCUUAUUAUUUAUUUGGUGACAAACAACUUCCUCCUAUUAUACGACACUUUUAGUAUCACAUGGCGAUUGACUGACAAUAAUUGGUCCCCUCCUUUUAUUGGAGGGGUGGAAAGAGAAAGGACAAAGCAGCACUGUGGAUCUGGUAUCUGUGUUUCCACAGCAACACAUAUUAAAUUACGUCAAGGCUUACAGGUGGUGGACUUUAAACAGCGGUGGAGAGACAGGUGACGUGGGCGACCGAACUCUCUCCUUCCUGGAAAGAAACAAAGCAACUGCAGACAUGGCUAAAUUCUUCACACCAGUUCAAAUCAGUGAGUUCAAGGAGUGCUUCUCCUUGUAUGACAAGAAGCACAAGGGCAAGAUUGACGCCAAAGACCUGAUCACAGUUAUGCGCUGCCUGGGUACAAGCCCCACGUUCGGCGAGACUGAACGACAUCUGCAAGUUCACAAAAUCGAAAAGACAGGUGAGCUGGACUUCUCCACAUUCCUGAUGAUGAUGCACAGACAGAUGCAGCAGGAAGACCCCAAGACAGAAAUCCUGGAGGCCUUGAGGAUGACGGACAAACAGAAGAAAGGCUACAUCCAGGCCUCUGAGCUCCGGACCAAGCUCACCAUGUUGGGAGAGAAACUGACCAACAAAGAAGUGGAUGAGCUCUUCACGGAGGCAAACGUCAAGUCAAACGGCACCGUCAACUAUGAGGAGUUCACUCAGAUGGUGACGCUGCCGCCCAUCGAUUACUGAUUUUUCAUGGAAGAAGCUUCAAAACACCAGCCGUGAUGAGGAGUUGAACACAUGAAUGUGACUGAAGACACUGUGAAGCACUGAUGUUGUACUGUUUGUAACUGACACUAUAUGACAUGGUUUGGCAUGUUAGUCUUUUAACGGGAUCAGACUUUAAAACCAUUAAAUGCUCAGUCCACCCUUUGUCGACCUUCCACCCAAACACAUUAGUUUGACUUGACAUAAGAGACGUGUAAGAGACUUUUUACGCAAGCUUUAUUUUGUAGUAUAAAGCACAGUAUAUAAAUAACCAUACAUAGUAACACAUCAAUGAUUAAUAAAUGAAUAACAUUUUCUCCACAAAAUAAACUUGUUGUGUUGCAUAUUAACAGCUGAUUCAAGUUUACAGUGGGGUUUGUUAAGAAUGAAGACUGUAUAAUGCUGUACAUGGAGACUGCGGGCAGGUAAGCAUCAUAUUAGCCACUUGGCUAGAGUCCUGAUGUUGUGCUUGAAUCAAUACAAAUACAA